UCAAGUUUACGAGGACCUCAUUCGAUUUUUCUCUCUAUUCUCUCUUCUUACGACGUCGAUCAAUCGAGCGUUGUCGAUUUUCCUGUAGCACCGCUGAUAUCGGGGUUGGCAGGAUUAUGUUCAUUUCUAAAUUUUCUCGGCUAGGAGCUCAUGCAAUCAAGAAUCUGGUAAAAGCUCCAUCUUUUACUCCAAGGACAUCGUACCUGCCCGUGGUUCAUAAUCAUUUUUUGCGAACCCUGAGGCAAGAACCAUUUUGCACUGCAGUUGAGAAGAAUGCAGAUGAAGGCAGUGAAGAAAAGCAAAAAAUAUCAGUAACAUUUGUAGACAAGGAUGGAGAAGAGAAGCAUAUCAAGGUCCCUGUUGGCACGUCGAUGUUAGAAGCUGCACACGAGAAUGAUGUAGAGCUUGAAGGAGCAUGUGAAGGAUCACUUGCUUGUUCUACCUGUCAUGUUAUUGUGAUGGAUGUAGACUACUACAACAAACUAGAAGAUCCAACCGAUGAGGAGAAUGAUAUGUUAGAUCUUGCUUUUGGCCUCAGUGAGACGUCUCGUUUGGGUUGUCAAAUAAUAGCAAAACCUGAAAUAGAUGGAAUUCGGUUGGCACUUCCUGCUGCAACACGAAACUUUGCUGUCGAUGGAUAUAAGCCUAAACCUCAUUAGAUCAUUCUUCAUGCAAAAACAUGAAGAAAAGAUGCGCGUUUGAAUCAGUUUUGUAGUGUAUCCAGCAUAGAGAAUCGAGGGUUCUGAAUGCUUUUUUUAUGAUUUGUAUGAUUAUUAGUUUUAAAUUUUUGUUGGUCUACUUAAAUGUUCUUAUCCUAGCU
Molecule: messenger RNA, 820 nt
Organism: Olea europaea var. sylvestris
Lineage: Eukaryota; Viridiplantae; Streptophyta; Magnoliopsida; Lamiales; Oleaceae
Product: 2Fe-2S ferredoxin-like
Exons: 8
Coding region: 117-659 (180 amino acids)
Biological process (GO): P450-containing electron transport chain
Cellular component (GO): mitochondrion
Molecular function (GO): 2 iron, 2 sulfur cluster binding
Source: RefSeq, a predicted model, not a curated record